Molecule: messenger RNA, 2037 nt
Organism: Maudiozyma saulgeensis
Lineage: Eukaryota; Fungi; Ascomycota; Saccharomycetes; Saccharomycetales; Saccharomycetaceae
Source: the annotation of a GenBank genome assembly
AUGGCUAGCCCUAGCUCGACAAAAACACAUGUUACUCGUAGAAGAAGAAAGUUUAAAUCCUGUCUGUUUUGCAGGAACAGAAAACUGAAAUGUGACCAUGCCGAACCUAUAUGUAUGCAGUGCUCAAAGAGAGGUUUCACUAAGUGCAUAUAUUCUAGAGAUUUUAACUUUAAUAUUACUGCAGAAGAGUUGUUUGAGAAAUUUCCAAAUGUUCAAUUGGUUGAAGAGGUUACUAAAUUACAAACUCAGAUUGAAACUGAAAAACCAAAUCUUCAAAGAGAUCCUAACAAGUUGCAAUUUAUUGGUAAACAGUAUUUUAGUAAAGAUAAUAAACAAUUAUAUGGAUAUUCUUCAGCGGAAUGUAUGACGAAUUUUGAACCAACUUUCCUCCAAGAGACGUAUAUAGAUAAGUCAAAACAAAUAAUUCAAGAAUUCCAUAUACACAGAAAUAGAAGCACAGUAACAACUGAAACUUUAGAUUUUGAAUUUAUGUUACCAGAAUCAUCGAAAUAUAAUAUGGAAACAUUAUGUGAAGGGCUUCCGUCAUAUGAAAUGAUUAAAUUAUGCCUGACCCAUUUUUUUAACAGUUCAUUGCAUGAUCUACUUGGGGUGAUCGAUAAAAAGAAGACACUAGACACAUUCUCAACUUACUUUAUUUCGGAUAGAGGAAAUCAGGAUCCCACCUCAAGAGUAACACAGAUACUAAUCCCUCCUAAUGGAAACAUUUUUCAGAUAGCUAUUAUUCUGUUUCUUGUUGCGAUAUCACCAAAUUUAGAGGCUACCUCACCUUCAUUGUGUAAUUUUUUGACUGCUGUUACAGAAAUAUCAGUGAAUCGUACUAGAAAUGUGGAAUUUUGCCAGUUUUUGGUUUUAAGAUGUUUCUGUAGAUCAUAUGAUAACAGAUUAGGAUUUUCAAAUGAUAUUUUAAAGAAAGUAUUAGUUAACAAACUUUGUGAGAGUUGUUUGGACUUGGGCUUAACUGAUGUUGACCUAAUUUACUCUGAAGAGAAAUAUUCAGCGUCAGAGUUGGUUAGUUUAAAGAAGACUUUUUACUGGGCAUUACUUCUUGAUGUACACAGUUCUUUAGAAUUUGGUACGCAACUUUGUAUUCAGGAUAGUUCUUUGGAUGGCGGGACCAUCUUUAACGCAGAUAUUGCAGUGUGUGGUACAAAUGUGAAUAAGAGAAGGAAUGAUAUGCUGAAAAAUUUUUUAGGGAUAAUGAGAACCAUGCUUCAACAGUUUAACCAAAAGAGAGGGAUGCCUUACUGUAAUAUUACAAAUCAUACAGGAUCCAUCCAAAGGUUUAUAGAAACAAAGUUACUGCCAAUGAAGUUUUAUGCUGAUUUUGAUUCUCCAGCGAUGACAGAUCCAAUGGAUCUACUUAUCUUAGGUAUUUUGCUGGAAGCUUUAAUUGUUUUGAAUCACUCUAAAAAAAAGUACUAUCAUGAAGUUAGCGCGGAGGUUGAUAAUGAAAUUAUUCACAAUUGUAAUUUAUUAUUCACUGUUAGUCUUCGAUCUAUCAUUACGAGCCACUCUGUUGAUGAGUUUGCAUAUCCUGACCUUUUUAAGGAGGUAAAAGGAGAAACUCCUCAUCUCCACUUAUUUUUAGGUAUAACUGAAGAAUUUUUGACUAGAUCUGCACAUCAUUUUUACUCUGUUGUUUUAGAAGAUAUGCCUAAUAGUAAUUUGAUAAAUGGAAAUGACACCAAUCUUGACAUGGCAACUGUCCAUGAUUCUGUAGUGAAAAUACAAAGUCUAUUUGGUAAAAUAACACAAGAAAAUGAGAGAAAAUUAUUAUCUAGAAUGAAAAAUUCUGAUACUUUUAUUGCAUCAUUUCUCCAACAAGUCGUUUCUUUUAAGUACUGGCUGGAUGUUAUUGGUGUAGCGAAAGAACUUCCAAAAGUUUUAGGAGAAUACUCCUCUGAUGGAGAAGUAAAUUCUGCUAUCAUUUCUGGAUCAUAUCCUAAACUAUUUGAGAAAUUAAGUACUUGGGAUAAUGAAGAUAUCGUUUCUAAUGUAUUUUCCCAGUUUUCCUAA